UAUAACAUAUCUUAUCAUGGUUUUUCUCUGCCCCUUCUCAAAUCAUCAACAGUAGAAAAAGAAGAAAACAUGUCAGGACACAAAUGCAGUUAUUCCUGGGAGCUGCAGGACCGGUUUGCCCAAGAUAAGUCAGUUGUCAACAAGAUGCAACAGAAGUAUUGGGAAACGAAGCAGGCCUUUAUCAAGGCCACAGGGAAGAAGGAAGAUGAGCAUGUUGUUGCCUCUGAUGCAGACCUGGAUGCCAAGCUAGAGUUAUUCCAUUCAAUUCAGAGAACCUGUUUGGACUUGUCUAAAGCAAUUGUACUCUAUCAAAAGAGAAUAUGUUUCUUGUCUCAAGAAGAAAAUGAACUGGGAAAAUUUCUCCGAUCCCAAGGCUUCCAAGAUAAAACCCGAGCAGGAAAAAUGAUGCAAGCAACUGGCAAGGCCCUCUGCUUUUCCUCCCAGCAAAGGUUGGCUUUGCGAAACCCUUUAUGCCGAUUUCACCAAGAAGUAGAGACUUUUAGACAUCGGGCCAUCUCGGAUACCUGGUUGACAGUGAGCCGCAUGGAGCAGUGCCGGACAGAGUAUAGAGGGGCAUUGUUAUGGAUGAAGGACGUGUCUCAGGAACUUGAUCCAGACCUCUACAAGCAAAUGGAGAAGUUCAGGAAGGUACAGACACAAGUACGCCUUGCAAAAAAAAACUUUGACAAAUUGAAGAUGGAUGUGUGUCAAAAGGUGGAUCUUCUUGGAGCAAGCAGAUGCAAUCUCUUAUCUCACAUGCUAGCAACGUACCAGACCACUCUGCUCCACUUUUGGGAAAAAACUUCUCACACCAUGGCAGCCAUCCAUGAAAGCUUCAAAGGUUACCAACCGUAUGAAUUCACAACAUUAAAGAGCUUACAAGACCCCAUGAAGAAGCUAGUUGAGAAAGAAGGGAAGAAGAGCACACAGAGGGAAAGCCUGGAGGCUGUGGCCCAGGAGCCGAGGCAAUUAAUUUCUUUGGAGGAUGAGAACCAGCACAAAGAAUCGUCUACUUGUAAGACUGAAGAUGGAAAAGAUAUUUUGUCAUCUGUAGACAAAAACUCUGCCGAUGAUGCAUGCUCAGGACCAAUAGAUGAACUACUAGAUGUGAAACCUGAAGAAGCCUGCCUGGGUCCCAUGGCAGAGACCCCCGAUCCCGAAUGUGGGGACAAAGAUGACCUCGUGCUGUUGAAUGAGAUUUUCAGUGCUUCCUGCCUGGACGAAGGGGAGUUCGGCAGAGAGUGGGCUGCGGUCUUUGGAGAUGACCGGCUGAAGGAGGCAGCCCCCUUGGGGGCCCAGGGGGAGCCAGACCCCAAGCCCCAGACAGGCUCUGGAUUCCUUCCUUCACAGCUUUUAGACCAAAACAUGAAAGAUCUACAGGCCUCUCUCCAAGGCUGGUCAGAGAGCAAUGUCAGUCCUCAUACUCCAUGGCCAGCACCAAAGACAAGCAGUUCAAAUGACAGCAGCUCUGCACUAAAAGAGCCUGCCAAGGCUGCCUCGGACCUGACUGCCUGGUUCAGCCUCUUUGCUGACCUCGACCCCUUAUCAAAUCCUGAUGCUGUUGGGAAAACCGAUAAAGAACACGAAUUGCUCAAUGCAUGAGUCUGCGCCCUUCCACAGGGAGCCCUGGGGCCACUCCACAGCACCUCAUCCAAGGCUUGCAGAAGUCUGACAUGCUCUGUAUGCUGUUUUAAUAUUUACGUGCCAUUUUAAUAAAAUGAGAGGGUCAAGGCCCUGUUUCUAUCGGUAAAGA
This is a messenger RNA of Onychomys torridus (southern grasshopper mouse), 1753 nucleotides long. It is a transcript of the gene Ica1, whose product is annotated as islet cell autoantigen 1. The coding region runs from base 70 to 1602 and encodes 510 amino acids. Gene Ontology annotation, cellular component: Golgi apparatus. Gene Ontology annotation, biological process: regulation of transport. NCBI's taxonomy places the organism in Eukaryota, Metazoa, Chordata, Mammalia, Rodentia, Cricetidae. The record is from RefSeq and is a predicted model, not a curated record. The transcript has 14 exons. Gene Ontology annotation, molecular function: protein domain specific binding.